Molecule: messenger RNA, 708 nt
Organism: Dictyostelium discoideum AX4
Lineage: Eukaryota; Evosea; Eumycetozoa; Dictyosteliales; Dictyosteliaceae
Exons: 2
Coding region: 1-708 (235 amino acids)
Source: RefSeq, a predicted model, not a curated record
AUGGCAUCAUUUUUAUGGAAAAUAACUACAUUAUUAGGUAUAAUAAUUUUAUCAAUUUCAGUUGUAUCAAUAAUUUUACCAUGGUAUAAAACAGAAUCAGUAUCUAGAAAAGGAAGACUUCAUUCAGAGUAUAGAUAUUAUUUAUCAUAUUAUGAAAUUGAUAAAACUGAUAUGACCAUGAUUGAUAUUGAUGGACAAACACCAGCAACAUCGACAUCGAUUAUCACAAGAAACUAUUACCAAAAUUUACAAUUAAUUCAACAUACACUUCAAAUUAGUUUUUAUUUCUUAGUUUUGGGUAUGGGUUUCACUUUUGUAAAUUUAAUAGUUUUAAUUUUCUUUGGAAAGAAAACGUUAAAUAAAACAAUAGCAAUCUUAGUAAUUAAUUCAUUUAGUGCAAUUUUAUUCCUAAUUUCAAGUUUAAUGACAUUACAUAUAACUGAAGAUUUUAGAAAUUCUCAAGAUGUAUUACCUGCUUGUAAAUCAACAUAUUGUAAUUCUUUUAUUGGUAAAAGUUUUAAUACUUAUAAAACAUUUGAAUAUACAUGGAGACCAGAUUUAGGAUGGAUUAUUGUUACUGUUGCUAUGGGUCUUUCAUUCUUUCAAUUAAUUCCUGUAAUAAUUUCAACUGUUUUGGUUUGUAAAAAAGGAAAUAAAACAAAGAGUUGGAAAGAAAUUAUUGAAGAUGCUCAACUUUCCAAGAACUAA